UGUUCUCACAGCUUUCAGUGGAACCAACCAGAGCCGCCGCAUCAACACCGUUAAUUUCCAUCGCCAGUGUAAUUAACGGCUCUAAAAUCAUCGUUUCCGGGAAUACGGUGAAAAGAGCUAAAGCAGCGGGACGCUGGAGUACCAGGUUAUCCACCACUGGUCUCCAAUUCCCUGCAGCUCGACGCAGGAGUUCACUCGUCACUCUCUUCCGUUUGUCCUCUUCCCGACCAGUGAUGGCUUCCGUUAUCUACGCCUCUGCCUCAAUUGCCGUCUCGACCCGGUCGCCACACGGCCGUCGGUUGCCGGCGCUCCGUUUUCCACCAGCUCUCUCUUUACACAGGCGGAGAUUGAUGGUUAAGGCGGCAGAAACUGAUGCUAAUGAAGCUAAACCUGAGGCUCCUGCUAAGGCACCGACAGUUGUUAGUGGUUCCAGCUUCAACCAGCUUUUUGGCAUAAAGGGGGCUGCACAGGAGACGGACAAAUGGAAGAUCCGUCUUCAACUUACAAAACCUGUUACUUGGCCUCCAUUGGUGUGGGGGGUGAUCUGCGGGGCUGCUGCUUCUGGAAAUUUUCACUGGAAUAUUGAUGAUGUGGCCAAGUCUGUUGCUUGCAUGAUGAUGUCUGGGCCAUUCCUUACAGGUUAUACACAGACGCUAAAUGAUUGGUAUGAUCGUGAAAUCGAUGCUAUCAAUGAGCCUUAUCGCCCCAUUCCUUCAGGAGCGAUAUCUGAGAAUGAGGUUAUAACUCAGAUUUGGUUGCUGCUACUAGGAGGCAUUGGCUUGGCUGGUCUGUUAGAUGUGUGGGCAGGGCACACGUUUCCAGUUAUAUUUUAUCUAGCUUUGGGUGGAUCCUUGGUUUCAUACAUAUAUUCUGCUCCCCCGUUAAAGCUCAAGCAAAAUGGAUGGAUUGGCAAUUUUGCUUUGGGGGCAAGCUACAUUGCUCUACCAUGGUGGGCUGGUCAGGCACUGUUUGGAACUCUUACCCCCGACAUUGUUGUGCUUACUCUCUUGUACAGCAUAGCUGGGCUGGGGAUUGCAAUUGUUAAUGAUUUUAAAAGCAUUGAAGGAGACAGGGCUAUGGGGUUGCAGUCACUUCCAGUUGCUUUUGGCGUAGAAGCAGCCAAAUGGAUUUGUGUUGGUGCCAUUGACAUAACUCAGAUAUCGAUUGCAGGUUACCUGCUCAGCGCUGGCAAGCCCUUGUAUUCCUUAGCUCUUAUUGGAUUGAUAAUUCCCCAGGUCGUUUUCCAGUUCCAGUACUUCUUGAAGGAUCCUGUAAAGUACGACGUUAAAUAUCAGGCUAGCGCUCAACCUUUCUUGAUUCUUGGGCUCUUAGUGACAGCUUUGGCCACAAGCCACUGAGAACUUAUUGCUUGGUGGAUGGAGUCAUUCAAGCACUAGCCUUAGUGAAUUCCUUUAGUCACCAAAAGUAUCCUUUAAUUAGCUGAUAAACUCAUCUCUGGGCAUUCUGUGGGGGUUUUUUUUUUCUAAAUCAUUUUAUUGGAAAUCGUCAUAUAAAGAGUAGAAGUAGCUAUGUAGUCUUUGAUGUGCUUUUGUGGCCACUUUUGUACCUACUGGACCUUAUAAACUGGCCUCUGAAGUAAAUGAACACAAUUGGUUGUUUUAAUUUUGGGAGAUUCAGAUACA
This is a messenger RNA of Dendrobium catenatum, 1643 nucleotides long. RefSeq names its product chlorophyll synthase, chloroplastic. Gene Ontology annotation, biological process: chlorophyll biosynthetic process. The record is from RefSeq and is a predicted model, not a curated record. Lineage: Eukaryota; Viridiplantae; Streptophyta; Magnoliopsida; Asparagales; Orchidaceae. The transcript is spliced from 15 exons. Gene Ontology annotation, cellular component: membrane. The coding region runs from base 234 to 1358 and encodes 374 amino acids. Gene Ontology annotation, molecular function: chlorophyll synthetase activity.